This is a messenger RNA of Agelaius phoeniceus (red-winged blackbird), 3374 nucleotides long. RefSeq names its product anoctamin 3 (gene ANO3). Gene Ontology annotation, cellular component: plasma membrane. Gene Ontology annotation, molecular function: chloride channel activity; protein dimerization activity. Lineage: Eukaryota; Metazoa; Chordata; Aves; Passeriformes; Icteridae. Gene Ontology annotation, biological process: chloride transmembrane transport. The record is from RefSeq and is a predicted model, not a curated record.
GCGGCCGUGGCCGCUCCUGCUCCGGAGGCGCACCGAUGCUCUCGGAUGCUUUGCUGGGCGUCAAUGCGGCUGCGGCGGGGCCGAGCCCGGAGCUGUCCGCGCCCCGGAGCUGGGGGCCCAAGGGCCCGGCCCGGCCCCGCCCAAGUUUUUCUUGCCGAAGGGAGGUGCUGCUUUGGUUCUCACCGUACAGGUAUGAAUACAAGCAAGAGCGAGACAGUGAAAGAGCACCCAUUAAAACCUUCUAGAAGAUCUAUGCCAUGCCUUGCCCAGAGCCAAACACAUCCUCAGAGCCUGAGCAAGCAUUCCUCAUUUCUGCAGCCCAACCGUGUGCAGCCGCAGCUCCAGCCCCAGCCUUUGAGUGCAGGGACGUCGGCAGCUGCAGUGGAUGUAGUGUCAGAACGAGCUAAAGUGAUGGAGACUUUGGAAAGCAACUUGCUUAAGCUGUCUAAUACAGAAUAUGGUGAUCCAUUUUUAGAUGUAGGCAAGGACAAAGAUACAUACACAGAUGAUUCAGAACAUGGGAAUUAUGAUGCUCGUACAGAUCAGUCAUUGCUUAUUCAAAGUAAGCUCACCAGGCAGAAAACAGAACCUCGAACUAAAUCUUCUUUAAAGAGUGACGCCAUGGCAUCAUCAGGACUCUUCUUCAAAGAUGGCAAAAAGCGCAUUGACUACAUCUUGGUCUACAAGAAAUCAAGCCCACAGGUAGAAAAAAGAAGCACAUUUGAGAAGAAUUUGAGAGCAGAAGGGCUGAUGUUAGAACGGGAGCCAGCUGUUACCAACAGUGAUAUCAUGUUUGUUAAAAUUCACUGUCCGUGGGAGACAUUGUGCAAAUAUGCAGAAAGAAUGAACAUCAGGAUGCCUUUCAGGAAAAAAUGUUAUUACACUGACUGGAGGAGCAAAACCAUGGGCAGUUUGCAGAGGAACAUCAGAGAGCUGAAAAGCUGGCUGCCCAGAAAUCCCAUGAAGCUGGAUAAGGAGGCCCUGCCUGAUCUGGAGGAGACAGAUUGCUACACAGCCCCCUUCAGCCGCGCGCGCAUCCACCAUUUUACGAUAAACAACAAAGACAGCUUCUUCAGCAAUUCCACAAGAAGUAGAAUUGUGCAUCAUGUGCUACAGAGAACGAAGUAUGAAGAUGGAAAAUCCAAAAUGGGUAUUAAUAGGUUACUAAAUAAUGGCACAUAUGAAGCAGCAUUUCCACCACAUGAGGGAAGCCACAAAAGCAGGCAUCCCAUCAAAACACACGGAGCACAGAAUCACAGACACCUCUUGUAUGAGCGCUGGGCACGGUGGGGAAUGUGGUACAAAUACCAACCUCUUGAUUUAAUCAGGCGAUACUUUGGUGAAAAAAUUGGACUGUAUUUUGCCUGGCUGGGAUGGUAUACUGGAAUGCUUAUUCCUGCUGCCCUGGUUGGGCUCUUCGUUUUCCUCUAUGGAUUAUUUACAAUGGAUUCCAGCCAAGUAAGCAAAGAGAUCUGCGAGGCAAAUGAAACCAUUAUGUGCCCUAUGUGUGAACGCAAUUGCACACUACAAAAACUCAACGAAAGCUGCAUAUAUGCCAAGGUUACACAUUUGUUUGAUAAUGGAGGGACUGUCUUCUUUGCAAUUUUCAUGGCAAUUUGGGCAACAGUCUUUCUGGAGUUUUGGAAAAGACGGAGGGCUGUAUUGACCUAUGAUUGGGACCUCAUAGACUGGGAAGAUGAAGAGGAAGAGCUGCGCCCCCAGUUUGAAGCUAAAUAUUCCCAAGUGGAAAGAGUAAAUCCCAUCACAGGAAAACCUGAACCUUUUCAGCCUUUCCCUGAUAAGCUCAGUCGACUGAUGGUGUCUGUCUCAGGAAUAUUCUUCAUGAUUUCACUGGUCCUUACUGCAGUAUUUGCAGUUGUGGUGUAUCGACUGGUAGCCAUGGAACAGUUUGCUUCUUUCAAGUGGUAUUUCAUCAAGAAGUAUUGGCAGUUUGCAACAUCUGGCACUGGAGUCUGUAUCAAUUUUAUGAUCAUCAUGUCACUCAAUGUCGUGUAUGAAAAAGUUGCCUAUCUCCUGACAGAUUUAGAGCACCCUAGAACAGAAUCUGAGUGGGAAAACAGCUUUGCCUUGAAAAUGUUCCUCUUCCAGUUUGUCAACUUGAACAGCUCCAUCUUCUACAUUGCCUUUUUUCUUGGCAGAUUUGCAGGCCGCCCAGGAAAGUACAACAAGCUUUUUAACAGAUGGAGGCUGGAAGAGUGUCAUCCUAGUGGCUGCUUGAUAGAUCUCUGCUUACAAAUGGGAGUUAUUAUGGUUUUAAAACAAAUGUGGAACAACUUCAUGGAACUAGGCUAUCCUUUAUUACAGAAUUGGUGGUCACGACGCAAAAUGAAGAGAAGAGGGCAAUCAAUGGAGAAUAAAAUUUCUCUACCUCAAUGGGAAAAAGAUUGGAAUCUGCAACCUAUGAAUCUCCAUGGUUUAAUGGACGAAUAUUUAGAGAUGGUUUUACAGUUUGGCUUUACCACCAUCUUUGUGGCUGCCUUCCCCCUGGCACCUCUCCUGGCACUGCUCAACAACAUCAUAGAAAUCAGGUUAGAUGCAUACAAGUUUGUCACUCAGUGGCGAAGACCCAUGCCUGCAAGAGCCACAGAUAUAGGUAUUUGGUAUGGAAUUCUGGAAGGAAUUGGAGUUCUGGCUGUCAUCACCAAUGCCUUCGUUAUUGCCAUUACUUCUGAUUACAUUCCACGUUUUGUCUAUGCAUACAAAUAUGGUCCCUGUACAGAUCAAGGGUACAGACAAGAAAAAUGCUUAAAAGGAUAUGUCAACAGCAGCUUGUCAGUAUUUGAUUUGAGUGAACUUGGGAUGGGAUAUUCAGGAUACUGUCGGUACAGAGACUACAGAGCCCCACCAUGGAGCUCGACUCCGUAUGAAUUCACUUUGCAGUUUUGGCAUGUCCUGGCAGCACGGCUGGCCUUCAUCAUAGUAUUUGAGCACCUUGUUUUUGGAAUAAAGUCUUUCAUCGCCUAUCUAAUUCCAGACAUACCCAAAGACUUGUGUGACAGAAUGAGAAGAGAGAAAUACUUAGUCCAGGAAAUGAUGUAUGAGGCUGAACUGGAACAUUUGCAAAGAGAAAGGAAAAAGAAUGGGAAACAGUAUCACCAUGAAUGGCCUUAGUCAUUACCAUGCUACAACAAAACCACUUUGGAAUUGGAGAGUGAAGUUACAAACUGAAGUCAGUCUGGCAUCAGUGUGAGAUUUGGUGGUGGUAUAUUUAUGUUCUUGCUAGGCAGCGCAAUUGCAUACUUUGGUGGGCAUUGAGAAAUGGAUGUUCCCAGUGAUGUCAACGAAAAGCCUUACCUGUAACUGGUCUGUGAUGAGCUCCAGUGACAAUUGGCAUUCAGAGAUGUGCAGACAGA